This is a messenger RNA of Cucurbitaria berberidis CBS 394.84, 768 nucleotides long. RefSeq lists its product as uncharacterized. The record is from RefSeq and is a predicted model, not a curated record. Gene Ontology annotation, cellular component: nucleus; cytoplasm. The transcript is spliced from 3 exons. Bases 1 to 768 code for a protein of 255 amino acids. NCBI's taxonomy places the organism in Eukaryota, Fungi, Ascomycota, Dothideomycetes, Pleosporales, Cucurbitariaceae.
AUGAAGUUUUUGUGUUUGCCAGGCGCCUAUGGAAGCAUUGAAAAGUUUAGAGUCCAGUUGGCUCCUCUUACCAAAGAGCUCGAGUCUGACGAGACUGCCAGUUUUCAUUUCAUCCAAGGCCCUUAUGAGGUACCUCCGCCUGUAGGGUACGAGGAUUUCUUUGGCGGAGCCCCCUAUUAUCGCUUCAUCGUCCCUGCCGAUGCCGAUGCUGAUACAACCGAUGUGAUCGAGCGUAUUCGCGACUUUCCGCAGCUAGAAACACCAGAAAUGACAAUGCGGGAGCUAAUGACUUAUGGAGUGGCGAAAACGGACGACAGCGCCAGAUGUACGUUGGAGUAUCUCUAUAGAAUAAUGGAGAAUGAAGGCCCAUUCGAUGGGAUUGUGGGAUACUCAGAGGGCUCUACGAUUGCAGGAACAUUAUUACUACACGAGAAGAUGAGGGAGAGGGAUGAAGGACGAGAACCCAUGUUAAAAUGCGCAUUGUUCUUUGGUGGCUGGCCACCAAUGACCCCUACGCUGGAUGGUCUUGUGCUUGCGGACGAGAGCGAAUUGAUGAUUGAAGUCCCUAGCUGCCACAUAAUUGGCUCACUAGACCCUUACCUUCACGGAAACAUCGCACUUUACAACGUGUGUGACCCAGACACAGCAUUCAUUUUCGACCAUGCGAAGGGACAUACUUUGCCGCGAGACAAGCAUAUGGUUAAAGAGCUGGGCGAUACCGUUCGUCGUAUGAUUGAUGAAGUCAAUGGUGGUGGUUCUGUUUAUUGA